UUCCCGGCCCCUUAUCCUCCUCGCAGUCUCUUCUUUUUCCCUCCAGACAUGGUUUUGCUCUUAGCACAACUCGUUGCUGCGAGGAAAAGAAUAACCAAAUAAAACGCUCAAAAGUCGAAUUUUUGAUCCCUACGCUCCAAUAGUCCUCCCCAAUUUGAUCCUCUGAAGCUCCCAAAACCCCAACUCGGAUCGAAUCCAGACAUCUCUUCUCUCCAAUUUUUAUAAAAAAUGGCCUCAUCCCGGCUUCCCAUUCCCACGGCCAAGACCACUCCCUUGCUCUCCCAUAAAAUUCUCCCCUCGGAGAGAAAUUUCUGCUGGAGAACUGGGAUAGGAACUGGUUUUGCCGGUCGGAAGCCCCGCCCAACGUAUGAUGAUUUCAUGGCGAGCACCGCCUCUUGUGGCCGUGCGAGAAGGCAGCGUGUCGGUGUUGUGAGGGCUUCUCUGGGUGGCCUCCUGGGCGGGCUUUUCAAGGGAACCGAUACCGGUGAGGCCGCGAGGCAGCGAUACUCGGAGACCGUGGCUUUGAUCAAUAGGUUAGAGCCGGAGAUGUCUCGGCUCUCAGAUUCGGAGCUGAGGGAGAGGACGUCAGUUUUGAAGGAGCGAGCACAGAAUAAUGAGUCCCUCGACUCUCUUCUUCCAGAAGCAUUCGCUGUCGUGAGAGAAGCUUCAAAGAGAGUUUUAGGCCUUCGUCCUUUUGAUGUUCAAUUAAUAGGUGGGAUAGUUCUUCACAAGGGGGAGAUAACAGAAAUGAGGACCGGAGAAGGAAAAACUCUUGUUGCUGUAUUGCCCGCUUAUUUGAAUGCAUUAAGUGGGAAAGGAGUGCAUGUUGUUACUGUGAAUGAUUACCUUGCCCGACGUGAUUGUGAAUGGGUUGGUCAAGUUCCACGAUUUUUAGGACUGCAGGUUGGGCUAAUCCAACAGAACAUGUCAAGUGAGCAAAGGAGAGAGAAUUACUUAUGUGACAUAACAUAUGUCACAAACAGUGAGCUUGGUUUUGAUUAUCUAAGAGACAACCUUGCUAUGAGCAUUGAGGAGCUUGUCUUGAGGGAUUUCAAUUACUGUGUGAUUGAUGAAGUUGAUUCUAUUCUUAUUGAUGAAGCAAGAACACCUUUGAUCAUCUCUGGACCUGCUGAGAAGCCAAGUGAUCGGUACUACAAGGCAGCAAAGAUUGCAACAGCUUUUGAGCGAGAUAUUCAUUACACUGUUGAUGAAAAGCAGAAAACUGUUUUACUUACAGAGCAAGGUUAUGAGGAUGCAGAGGAAAUACUGGACAUAAAAGAUCUAUAUGACCCCCGUGAACAAUGGGCUUCAUAUGUUCUAAAUGCAAUCAAAGCAAAGGAACUCUUCCUUAGAGAUGUGAACUACAUUGUUCGUGGCAAGGAAGUACUCAUCGUGGAUGAGUUCACUGGUCGAGUUAUGCAAGGCAGGCGAUGGAGUGAUGGUCUUCAUCAGGCAGUUGAAGCAAAAGAAGGUUUGCCUAUCCAGAAUGAAACAGUGACACUUGCAUCAAUUAGCUACCAGAACUUCUUUCUUCAGUUUCCCAAACUUUGUGGUAUGACUGGCACUGCAGCAACUGAAAGUACAGAGUUUGAGAGCAUAUACAAGCUGAAAGUUACUGUUGUUCCAACUAACAAACCAAUGAUAAGAAAGGAUGAGUCAGAUGUUGUUUUCAGGGCUGCAACGGGCAAAUGGCGUGCUGUUGUGGUAGAGAUAUCCAGAAUGCAGAAGACCGGCCGCCCUGUGCUUGUUGGUACAACUAGUGUUGAGCAAAGUGAUGCUUUGUCAGAACAGUUACGUGAAGCUGGAAUUGCUCAUGAGGUCCUCAAUGCAAAACCAGAGAAUGUGGAGAGGGAAGCAGAAAUUGUGGCACAGAGUGGACGUCUUGGGGCAGUGACAAUUGCCACUAACAUGGCAGGACGUGGAACAGAUAUCAUCCUUGGAGGUAAUGCUGAAUUUAUGGCAAGAUUGAAGCUACGUGAGAUGCUCAUGCCAAGAGUUGUCAAGCCAAUAGAAGGGGUGUUUGUUUCUGUCAAAAAACUUCCACCACCGAAGUCUUGGAAGGUGAAUGAAAGCUUAUUCCCAUGUGAGCUUUCUAAAGGUACGGUAUCCCUGGCUAAAGAUGCAGUGGAAUCAGCUGUCAAAACAUGGGGACAAAGAUCAUUGACCGAACUUGAAGCCGAAGAGCGACUCUCUUAUGCCUGCGAGAAGGGGCCUACACAAGAUGAAGUUAUUGCGAAGCUGAGGGAUGCAUGUAUGACGAUUGUUGAAGAGUAUAAGGUUUAUACCCAAGAGGAAAGAAAGAAGGUUGUGUCAGCAGGUGGACUUCAUGUGGUGGGAACAGAACGCCAUGAGUCACGUAGAAUUGACAAUCAGCUUCGUGGCCGAAGUGGAAGGCAAGGUGAUCCAGGAGGCUCUCGGUUCUUUCUUAGUCUUGAAGAUAACAUCUUUAGAAUCUUUGGUGGAGACAGGAUACAGGGUUUGAUGCGAGCUUUUAGAGUUGAAGACCUGCCAAUUGAAUCAAAAAUGCUGACAAAGGCACUGGAUGAGGCUCAAAGGAAGGUUGAAAAUUACUUUUUUGAUAUAAGGAAGCAGUUGUUUGAGUAUGAUGAAGUACUAAAUAGCCAAAGAGAUCGUGUGUAUGCUGAGAGGAGGAGAGCACUUGAAUCUGAUAAUCUACAAUCUCUCAUCAUAGAAUAUGCUGAACUUACAAUGGAUGACAUCCUAGAGGCGAACAUUGGUCCAGACACUACCAAGGAAACCUGGGAUCUCGACAAGCUGAUUGCAAAACUCCAACAAUAUUGCUAUCUGUUAAAUGAUUUGACACCAGAGUUGCUGGAAAGUAAAUGCUCAAGCUACGAGGAACUGCAAGAAUAUCUUCGUUACCGAGGGCGUGAAGCAUACUCUCAUAAAACGGAGAUGGUGGAGAAACAAGCUCCAGGGCUGAUGAAAGAGGCUGAAAGGUUCCUAGUUUUAAGCAACAUUGAUAGGCUAUGGAAAGAACAUCUGCAAGCCCUGAAAUUUGUCCAGCAGGCUGUAGGCUUACGGGGAUAUGCACAGCGAGAUCCCCUCAUAGAGUACAAACUAGAAGGAUAUAAUCUCUUCUUAGAGAUGAUGGCGCAACUCCGAAGAAAUGUUAUUUAUUCUGUAUAUCAGUUUCAACCGGUCAUGGUGAAGAAUCAACAGAAGGGGGACAAUUCACCGAAGAAAGGGUCAAGAGGAAAGGAAGCUGAUACCAACACCAACCCCAUCAGUGCAGCACAGGCAGCAUGACAGCCUCUUCGUUUCAUGAAACAUGAAAUACACCUCAGUAUUCAGUUAGAGGAAGCAUCUAUGCUUCAAAAGAUCGGUGCACUCAUGUGCCAAAAGAAUCACAUAAAUCUAGAAGAUGUGAUUCUGAUGUAUUACAUCAUGUCAUCAUCAGUGCCUGUUAAUAUCACAGUAGUAUCUGGAAAAUGAGCUAACAAACAAGGAAAAUUCUGUUUCUUUCUACAUGUGCAAUGGAUCAUGCUUCUGUUCAA
Elaeis guineensis (African oil palm) is the source of this 3518-nucleotide messenger RNA. Its product is annotated as protein translocase subunit SECA1, chloroplastic. Lineage: Eukaryota; Viridiplantae; Streptophyta; Magnoliopsida; Arecales; Arecaceae. Gene Ontology annotation, molecular function: ATP binding. Gene Ontology annotation, biological process: protein targeting; protein import; intracellular protein transport. Gene Ontology annotation, cellular component: membrane. The record is from RefSeq and is a predicted model, not a curated record.